Molecule: messenger RNA, 1847 nt
Organism: Zingiber officinale
Lineage: Eukaryota; Viridiplantae; Streptophyta; Magnoliopsida; Zingiberales; Zingiberaceae
Exons: 7
Coding region: 403-1665 (420 amino acids)
Source: RefSeq, a predicted model, not a curated record
GUUAGUUGUAUUAUAAUGCCUUGGCCUCCUGCUUUUACUACACCUAUCAAUAAAAUACAUCAUUUAGACACGAAAAGAGGAGGAGAGGAAAAGAGCGUGCUCGAGACACUUUAAGCAUGGCGUCUUGAUUACACCUCCCAUGGCUGCAACAUCCAUCGAUCAUGCAAGCGGCAGAGCUCAGCAUGAAGGGAGGGAGGGAGGAGGGAGGAGGGAGUGAUGGUGCUGGGAGUUAGUGCAUUAUAGUUAAUUGAGGAAACUUGGGAGGUUUCGUAGUGGCACCAAUGGGGGACAACUAGUUUAGUGGCACAGGGCGUAGAAGACAAGGGGCACCCAUGUACCAAGAUAAAGACAGAUAUAGAACAGCAACAAGAAGAAGGUCCAAAGCUCCAAAAUUCCACAAAAAUGGCUGCUAGCCACCACAACUCCCUCCCAACUGUAUUUGUCCCCAUUCUCGCUCUCCUCCUCCUCCUCCUCGCCGCCGUCAGUCCCGUCUUCUCGGAGUCGAACAGCACGGUUUUCCGGCCGGGGGAGGAGAUGAGGAAGUAUAGGAGGAUAAGAGCCCAUCUUAAGAGACUGAACAAGCCUCCUUUGAAAACAAUUGAGAGUCCCGACGGGGAUCUCAUUGACUGCGUGCUCUCUCAUCUUCAGCCUGCAUUUGAUCAUCCCAGGCUCAAAGGGCUGAAGCCUAUGGAUCCGCCGGAGAGACCAAAGGGCCAUGCCCCUGAUGACACCGCGGCCGCCGGAGACGAGUUCCAGUUGUGGAGGACGUCCGGCGAGUCGUGCCCUGAGGGGUCUGUUCCGAUCAGGAGGACCACAGAAGAAGACAUUUUGCGAGCCAGCUCCGUGAAGAGGUUCGGCCGGAAGCCUGCCGUGACAAUGAGCCAUGAUUCCGAAAGCAACGACCAUGAGCACGCGGUUGGUUAUGUUGUGGGAGAUCAAUACUACGGUGCAAAAGCAAGCAUAAAUGUGUGGGCACCCAAAGUGACAAGCUCCUCUGAAUUCAGCUUGUCACAAAUUUGGAUCAUCUCUGGAUCUUUUGGCACCGACCUCAACACCAUUGAAGCUGGGUGGCAGGUGAGUCCGCAGCUCUAUGGUGAUAGUUCUCCAAGGUUCUUCACUUACUGGACUACUGAUGCAUAUCAAGCAACAGGAUGCUACAACCUUCUGUGUUCAGGCUUCAUACAAACCAACAACCUGAUAGCCAUUGGAGCUGCCAUUUCCCCUGUUUCAACACCCAGUGGUGGACAGUUCGAUAUCAGUCUCUUAGUGUGGAAGGAUCCGAACCACGGGAACUGGUGGUUGGAGCUGGGGUCGGGGACGCUGGUGGGUUACUGGCCGUCGUUCCUGUUCAGCCACCUGUCGGAGCACGCGAGCAUGGUGCAGUUCGGCGGCGAGGUGGUGAACACGCAGCCGAUGGGGGAGCACACGUCGACGCAGAUGGGCAGCGGGGAGUUCGCCGGCGAGGGGUUCGGCCGGGCGUCCUACUUCCGGAACCUGCAGGUGGUGGACUGGGACAACAGCCUGGUGCCGGCGCCGAACCUCCGGGUGCUGGCCGACCACCCGAGCUGCUACGACAUCCAGGGCGGCAUCAACGCCCUGUGGGGCAACUACUUUUACUACGGCGGACCCGGGAGAGACGACAACGACGACGACAGCUGCUCUUGAAUUAAGACAAUUAUAUAUAUUCAUAAGCAUUAUUAAUAUAUACACAUGCAACCCCAAGUCUUCUUUCUUUCUUUCUUUUUUGUUUUUGUUUUUUACUUAUGUGAUUUAUUGUUUGAUCUUGUGAUGGAUGCAACCAAAUCAAUUAAGGUCGUUUUACAUCUAGCUAGAUAGAUUUUGGUGAA